Messenger RNA from Cucurbita moschata (crookneck pumpkin), 781 nucleotides. Its product is annotated as cucumber peeling cupredoxin-like. The record is from RefSeq and is a predicted model, not a curated record. Gene Ontology annotation, cellular component: plasma membrane. The transcript is spliced from 2 exons. Gene Ontology annotation, molecular function: electron transfer activity. Lineage: Eukaryota; Viridiplantae; Streptophyta; Magnoliopsida; Cucurbitales; Cucurbitaceae. Bases 302 to 781 code for a protein of 159 amino acids.
AUAUUGAAGUAGUUUCUUACAAUUCCAAAACAUCCUUAAAAAACAUGAUAAGGAGGCUAUUAAUAUUGUAAAGUAUUUGAAUUUUAAUUAGACCUCGUCAGCAUUAAUCGGUUUGGUUGGGGUCAAAAGGUGGCCGUAGAGAGUAAUAAAUGAUUUGUUAAUCACGUGUUAAUUACAUUGGCGUUUUGUGACGGCUAUCUAAUUCAAUAUUCAACUUAGUUUCAAAUUCAAAUUUUGUAACUUCUAUAAAACCCUCCUUUUCUUUUGUUUUUCUUCUCAAUUCGAAAUACAAUUCAUUAAAAUGAGUAGAAUUACGGGUUCGGUUGGUUCGGUUGCUUGCCUCUUGUUUAUUGGAACUCUCUUACCCGUCAUUGUUGCUGUUGACCACGAGGUUGGAGGUGAUUUUGGUUGGAACUUGCCUCCGAUGCUCACCUUCUUCUCUAAAUGGGCUCGUAAUACCACGUUUUUUGUCGGUGACAGGCUAAAAUUUAUACCACGAGCCAACGAGACACACACAUACACCGAAGCCGAAUCUCAAAAGGAUUAUGAUGGAUGCAUAGAACAAGGAAUAGUGUUUGAUUCCACCAUUAUUUUAACCCUACACAAUCCUCCUCGUCGUCGCUACUUUGUGUGCACUGAUGGUAACCAUUGCAACAAUGGCAUGAAAUUUUCCAUUGAUGUCUUACCCAAAGCAACAACAACGCCCAAUAUGGCACUCAAAAUUGAUGUCUUCCCCUUGCUUCUCUUCAUCACUAUCAUGGCUAAUAUGUUCUUUGUUUGA